AUGCUGCGUCAGUAUGUUCGCCAGUUUCGUCAGGGGCUGGUCCGCAAGUGGCCACUGGAGCCCCGGGAGGAGUCUGAGAGUCGCAGAGCUCCUCUGAGCACCCUCGACCUGGUGACCUUGGGUGUGUGCAGAACUCUGGGGGCUGGCGUGUACGUCCUGAUUGGUGUCAUAACCCUGCUCAUCACUGGACCAGCGAUCGUCAUCUGCUUUUUGGUGGUCGCCCUCUCUUCUGUGUUGUCUGGACUCUGCUAUGCCGAAUUUUGGUCCUAUGUACCACGGUCCGGUUCUGCCUAUCUUUACAGUAUCGUCGCCAUGGGAAAACUGUGCGCCUUCAUCAUUGGCUGGAACGUCUUACUGUAUUUAGUGGCUGCCGCAUCCUGCGUGACCAGGGCUUGGAGUUACGCCUUUGACAGCCUCAUUGGGAACCACAUCUCUAAGGCAUUAGACAGAAUUUUCUCUCCACACAUGCCCUCUGUCCUGGCCCCAUACCCAGACUUCAUUGCCCUGGGCCUGGUGCUGCUGAUGACUGGACUACUGGUUCUGGGAGCUCGUGUGACAACCCUGAUUAUCAAAGUGUCCACAGGCUUGAACCUUUUUGUUCCAAUCUUCAUGAUCCUCUCUGGCUUCAUUAAGGGAGACCUGCACAACUGGCACCUCACAGAACAGGACUACAAGUCGAAUACAUCUGGAUCCAGCAGCACCUUUAGGCCAGGAGGGUCCUCUUGGGUGGGACCUCUGGGUUCUGGAGGGUUUGUGCCCUUUGGCUUUGAAGGGAUUGUCCAAGGAGCAGCUAUACUUUUCACCUCCUAUUUUGGUGUUCAUGGCAUGGUCACUGCAGGGAAGGAAGCCCCAAAUCCUCAGCGUUCCAUCUCCUUGAGCUUGCUGGUCUCCAUCUUCAUCGGCUUUCUGGCGUACUCUGGAGUCUCCGCGGCGCUCACCCUCAUGGUGCCCUACUACCGGAUUUACCCUUAUAGCCCCUUGCCGCAGGCCUUCCUCCAGGUCGGAUGGGGCCCGGCUGGAUAUGUCGUGGCUCUUGUCUUACUGUGUACUCUUUUAUACAGCUUCCUAUGUGCCAUGCUCUCCAUGUUUCAAUUGACCUGUGCAAUGGCAGCUGAUGGGCUCCUUUUCCGAGCUCUUGCCCAGAUCCACACCCGUACUGGCACCCCCAUCAUGGCCAUCUUGGCUUCUGGAACUCUUACAGGACUCACGGCAACACUCCUCAGGAUCCUCGAUCUGGUGAAACUCAUGUCAGCCGGGAUCCUGCCUGCUUACACUCUUGUGGCUGUUUCCAUGCUUGUCCUCAGGUACCAACCAGACCAGAUUUUAAGCAACAGGGAGAAAACUGAAGAGGGAAAUGAGAUUUCUGACCAUGAAGCAAGUCUUUCAGAACCUGUACCUGAAGCAGGACCCUUAAGGAUUCUAAAGAGUCUGUGGUUCCCUACCAGCACCACCCCCAACCAGACAUCUGGGCAGAUUGUCUAUGGAUGUGCCUCUCUGCUUGUUCUCUUGCUGAGCAUCCUGAGCCUGAUCUUGGCCCAGUGGCCCAGACGUGUGUUCUCUGGAGACUCUGUGCUCACAACAGUGGCUGUGCUGCUGCUGCUGCUCAUCACUGGGGUCACAGCCAUCAUCUGGAGGCAGCCCCAGAACCCCACUUAUCUUACAUUCAGGGUCCCUGCUCUGCCUGUCCUCCCACUGGUGAGCAUCUUUGUGAACAUUUACUUGAUGAUGCAGAUAACUUCUGGGACCUGGAUCUUAUUUGGCAUCUGGAUGGCAAUUGGAUCUGUCAUAUACAUAGGAUAUGAGAUCCGACACAGCCUAGCAGGGAACAAACAUCAACAGCCAUCAGCCUCCACCACCCAGACUCCGGAUUAA
Molecule: messenger RNA, 1872 nt
Organism: Budorcas taxicolor (takin)
Lineage: Eukaryota; Metazoa; Chordata; Mammalia; Artiodactyla; Bovidae
Product: cationic amino acid transporter 3-like
Exons: 11
Coding region: 1-1872 (623 amino acids)
Biological process (GO): amino acid transport; transmembrane transport
Cellular component (GO): plasma membrane
Molecular function (GO): amino acid transmembrane transporter activity
Source: RefSeq, a predicted model, not a curated record